Molecule: messenger RNA, 1224 nt
Organism: Momordica charantia (bitter melon)
Lineage: Eukaryota; Viridiplantae; Streptophyta; Magnoliopsida; Cucurbitales; Cucurbitaceae
Source: RefSeq, a predicted model, not a curated record
GAGUUUCGAGUAAUUCCGACCGAUUUGAAGCACGAUCGAUGAAACUCUCUCCCUUCACUGCGCGGUUUUCAUAAGAUUCGUGUCAGCAGCCAUCAACUUGGAAAUCCGGAAUUUUAUUGCAAUGCCUAUGCGAAGGCGAAAUCCCGGAUUGUGGAGCUUUUGAAAAUCUCCCCUCAAAAGCAUCUUACAAUUUUGAGCAAUUCUGUUUACACUGCUCAAAUCUAGGCUGUGUUUCUAAGCUGGAGGGAAUUUUUGUUUUAUUAUCGUUUUGCUUUGUGCGACUGAAAGUUCAAUUCUCGGAGAAUGAAAUUCGCAAGGGUAGCUUCUGACAUUUCCAAUCCCACAGGCUAGAGAAUUCCCCUGAAUCAGUUGGAAAAGAGUAGAACUCAAUGGCGAUGCGCAGAGAUUGGUUUCUGGCAUUGUUUUUCGCUUAUGCGGUUGUUUCGGAGGUAACCCAUGCCUCGCUUUGGGACUCAAGAAAGUUGUUAGACCCGGCUCCAAAAGAUAACACCACGACAACGUCGGCAGUUUCCCCAGUGAUCAAUCCGGCUUCUUCAGUGAAUAACUCGGAUUCUGUGCCCGUUAACGGAAAGAAGCAUACUGAGCCGCCGCCACCAGCUCUUAACAACUCGUUGUCCAAUGUGGAUUCGAAAGUACUCAGUAAUUCGAGUUCUGGUAGUCCACCACCUACUGUAAGCGAGACUGGUAACGGAAAGCCUUUUGUCACAAAGAAGAAUAACGAUACUGAAGCCGGUCCUCAAUCAAGUAAUCGUGAAAAUUGUGAUGGGAUAGCAGACAAGAAGAAGUGCAGGGACCAGAAGAAGUUGGUUGCUUGUAUCAAAAGUAAUCUUAUUGAGUCCAGAGAUUUGGCUGUUCUAGUCCUGAAUAAAGGAGAAGAUACAUUGGAAGUGAAUGUGACCGGAAGAAACUUUUUCAAGGGGCUUAAGAUUUUAAAAUAUCAUGCGGAAAGGGUAAGAACUUAUAAUUUCAAACUGCUGAAAGCAAAUUAUCUACAUUUUAAUGGUUUAGUUCUGUUCACGUAUCAAAUUUUUGUGCUAGUUCUUUCUUGUCUGGGUGGUUGAGUUCAUUGCUUUCAUUGUGCAUAUGACCUGUGAAAAUAUUAAGACAGUUCCCAUUCUAUUUUAGUUCCAGUUAUUUUUCCAUUCACUGCAGUCCUUUAAAAAUCUUACUCUUGUUUUUUUGACUUGUUUGCAUCUGCCAGGA